ACCCGACCGCGCUGCGGGCGAUCCGACCCACCGCAGACGGCCAUGACGGGCCUGGAGCGACCCCCACCCGACGUGCUGCUUGCUCUGCUCUCCAGCAACAAGGCGCUCGAAGCGACGAUCCCCAAGUGCGGCGGCUGCGAGAAGCCGAUCGUGGACCGGUACAUCCUGAAGGUGCUGGACCGCUGCUGGCACAGCGCCUGCCUCGUGUGUGCCGACUGCGGCGCAAAGCUGGCCGACAAGUGCUUCGUCCGCUCCGGCCAGGUCUUCUGCAAGGAGGACUUCUUCAGGCGGUACGGGGCUAAGUGCUCGGGCUGCGACGCCGGCAUCCCACCCGACCAGGUGGUUCGUCGGGCCCAGGACAACGUGUACCACCUGAGCUGCUUCGUGUGCGUCCUGUGCAGCGGCCAGCUGAACACCGGCGAUGAGUUCUACCUCACCGAGGACGGCAAGCUCGUCUGCAAGGACGACUACCAGCAGGCCAAGCAGCGCGGCGACACAGAGACCGACUCGACCAACAAACGGCCGCGCACCACCAUCACGGCCAAGCAGCUGGAGACGCUGAAGGUGGCCUACAACAACAGCAGCAAGCCGGCCAGGCACGUUCGCGAACAGCUCAGCCAGGAAACGGGACUGGACAUGCGGGUCGUCCAGGUCUGGUUCCAGAACAGGCGAGCCAAGGAGAAGCGGCUGAAGAAGGAUGCCGGCCGGUCACGCUGGGGCCAGUACUUCCGAAACAUGAAGCCGGGCGACAAACGACGCGCGGGCGAGAAGACGUCCGAGUCGGACGACGACACCGUCUACAACAACAACGACGACGAGCUGACGAUCGACUACCCGCACACGCCCAGCUCGUGCGACAUGGAGCCGGGCCAGGUGGUCAGUCCGCACGUGCCACACCCGCACCAUUUCCUGCACGGUCCCGGCACGCCGCCGUACAACCUGCCCGGGAACGGCUCUCCGGGCCCCGGUCACCGGCUGCCCAUGCCGGCCGCCGUCUUCCCGUCGUACGGCGACGGCGGCGUCCAGUUCCCGCCGCACCUCGGUCGGCCGGGCCCUCUGCCGCCGCCACACAUGGCCGGCGAGCUUAGCAGCGCCUCCAGCACUGCCGGCUAUCCCGAGUUCCCGCCCAGCCCCGAGUCCUGGCUGGGCGAGGUGGAGGCGGCGCCACCGGCGCACCCCUACUGACGCCAGCUGGCCAGACCUCGCUGAGAGCCGGCCUGCAGCUGGUGACCGGAGUCGGGUCAGCCCAGCUCCUGGUGACCAGUGUCAGGUCAGCCGUGCCCCUGGUGA
Pollicipes pollicipes is the source of this 1290-nucleotide messenger RNA. RefSeq names its product LIM/homeobox protein Lhx3-like. Lineage: Eukaryota; Metazoa; Arthropoda; Thecostraca; Pollicipedomorpha; Pollicipedidae. Gene Ontology annotation, molecular function: zinc ion binding; DNA-binding transcription factor activity, RNA polymerase II-specific; RNA polymerase II transcription regulatory region sequence-specific DNA binding. The record is from RefSeq and is a predicted model, not a curated record. Gene Ontology annotation, biological process: neuron differentiation; regulation of transcription by RNA polymerase II. Gene Ontology annotation, cellular component: nucleus.